GGACCGUCCCAGCAGCGCGGCCGGUGGCGGCGCUAUUGCGCUGCUCUCGCGAGAACGCCGCGCUGUGGCGGUGGGGCGGGCGGCGGCUCUCGCGAGAGCUGCGGCGCCGGAGCCAACAUGGCGGAAGAGGAGGUGGCCAAGCUGGAAAAGCACCUGCUGCUCCUCCGCCAGGAGUACGUGAAGCUGCAGAAGAAACUCGUGGAUACAGAAAGGAGGUGCAACGUCCUGGCUGUGGAGGCCAACCAGGACAAUGCCAGCGACACCUUCAUCAGCCGCCUGCUGGCCAUUGUGGCUGAGCUCUACCAGCAGGAGCAGUACAGUGAUCUGAAGAUAAAGGUUGGGGACAAGCACAUCCGUGCUCACAAAUUUGUCCUGGCGGCGCGCAGCGAUUCGUGGAGCCUUGCCAACCUCGCCUCAACAGAGGAGCUGGAUCUGUCAGCAGAUGCUGACCCAGAGGUAACCAUGGCAAUGCUGAGGUGGAUCUACACAGAUGAACUUGAGCUGAGAGAAGAUGAUAUCUUUUUGACAGAGCUCAUGAAAUUAGCUAAUAAAUUUCAGCUCCAGCUGCUUAGGGAAAGAUGUGAAAAAGGAGUGAUGUCACUGGUUAAUGUCAGGAACUGCAUCCGUUUCUACCAGACUGCUGAGGAGCUCAGUGCCAGCACCCUCCUCAACUACUGUGCUGAGAUCAUUGCUAGCCACUGGGAUGACUUGAGGAAAGAAGACUUCAGCAGCAUGAGUGCUCAGCUGUUGUAUAAAAUGUUCAAGUCCAAGACAGAAUACCCCCUGCAUAAGGCCAUUAAAGUGGAGAGAGAAGAUGUAGUCUUUUUGUACCUUAUUGAAAUGGAUUCUCAGCUUCCUGGGAAGCUCAAUGAAUUGGAUCACAAUGGAGAUCUUGCUCUGGAUCUAGCCCUGGCCCAAAGACUGGAGAGUAUUGCAACUACACUGGUCAACUACAAGGCUGAUGUGGAUAGGGCAGACAAGAGAGGCUGGAGUCUGCUCCAUAAAGCCAUCCAGAGAGGAGAUAAAUUUGCUGCAAACUUUCUCAUUAAAAAUGGUGCCCGUGUGAAUGCUGCUACACUGGGAGACCAGGAGACUCCUCUGCACCUUGUGGCAUCCUACAGCCCCAAGAAGCACUCCCCAGAUGUCAUGGCAGAGAUGGCACAGAUUGCACAGGCCCUCCUGCAGGCAGGAGCCAAUCCAAACAUGCAGGACAGCAAAGGCAGGACCCCCUUGCACGUGUCCAUUGUGGUCAGGAAUGAGCCUGUGUUCAGCCAGCUCCUGCAGUGCAAGCAACUAGACUUGGAGCUGAAGGAUCAUGAAGGCAGCACAGCUCUGUGGCUUGCAGUGCAGUAUAUCACUGUGUCCUCUGAUCAGUCUGUGAACCCUUUUGAGGAUGCCCCUGUUGUGAAUGGAACCUCCUUUGAUGAGAACAGUUUUGCAGCAAGGUUGAUCCAGCGAGGCAGCAAUACAGAUGCUCCAGACACAGUAACAGGAAACUGCUUGCUUCAGAGAGCAGCUGGUGCAGGAAAUGAGGCAGCUUCUCUCUUCCUAGCAACUCAUGGAGCAAAAGUCAACCACCAAAACAAAUGGGGAGAAACCCCACUGCACACAGCCUGCAGGCAUGGCCUGGCAAACCUGACAGCAGAGCUCCUGCAGCAAGGAGCCAAUCCCAACAUCCAGACAGCAGAAGCAGUGCCUGGGCAGAAGGAUGCACCUGCUCCUCCAUCAGCAGAGAAUGUUCAUCUGCAAACUCCCCUUCACAUGGCUAUUGCUUACAACCACCCAGAUGUGGUGUCAGUCAUCCUAGAACAAAAAGCUAAUGCUCUUCAUGCUACCAACAACUUGCAAAUCAUUCCUGACUUUAGUCUGAAGGACUCAAGAGACCAGACUGUGCUGGGGUUGGCUCUUUGGACAGGCAUGCACACAAUAGCAGCCCAGCUGCUGGGAUCUGGGGCAUCCAUCAAUGACACCAUGUCAGAUGGACAGACACUCCUGCACAUGGCAAUCCAGAGACAGGACAGUAAGAGUGCCCUCUUCCUGCUGGAACACCAGGCAGAUAUAAAUGUCAGGACCCAGGAUGGACAGACAGCCCUGCAGCUGGCCAUCCAAAACCAGCUCCCACUUGUGGUGGAUGCCAUUUGUACCAGGGGAGCAGACAUGUCUGUGCCUGAUGAGAAAGGAAAUCCUCCCUUGUGGCUUGCCUUGGAAAACAACCUGGAAGACAUUGCAUCAACUCUGGUCAGGCAUGGCUGUGAUGCCACGUGUUGGGGGUCAGGACCCAGUGGCUGCUCACAAACCCUUCUGCACAGAGCCAUUGAUGAGAACAGUGAGCAGAUUGCUUGUUUCCUGAUCCGCAGUGGGUGUGAUGUGAAUAGUCCCAGAAAGCCAGGCCCAAAUGGGGAAGGAGAUGAGGAAGCCCAUGAUGGACAGACACCCCUGCACUUGGCAGCCUGCUGGGGACUGGAGGAGGUGAUCCAGUGCCUUCUGGAGUUUGGUGCCAAUGUCAAUGCUCAGGAUGCAGAAGGAAGAACUCCAAUCCAUGUUGCCAUUAGCAACCAACAUAAUGUUAUCAUUCAGCUGAUGAUUUCACAUCCAGAUAUUAAGCUGAAUGUACGUGACAGGCAAGGAAUGACUCCCUUUGCUUGUGCCAUGACAUACAAAAACAAUAAAGCAGCUGAAGCAAUUUUGAAGAGGGAACCAGGAGCUGCAGAACAGGUGGAUAACAAGGGUCGGAAUUUCCUGCACGUGGCCGUGCAGAACUCGGACAUCGAGAGCGUGCUGUUCCUGAUCAGCGUGCAGGCCAACGUCAACUCGCGCGUGCAGGACGCCUCCAAGCUGACCCCGCUGCACCUGGCAGUGCAGGCUGGCUCCGAGAUCAUCGUGAGGAACCUGCUGCUUGCAGGUGCCCAGGUGAAUGAACUGACCAAGCACCGUCAGACUGCUCUUCACUUAGCAGCCCAGCAAGACCUGCCCACCAUUUGUUCAGUCCUUCUGGAGAAUGGAGUGGACUUUGCAGCUGUGGAUGAAAAUGGAAAUAAUGCUCUGCAUCUGGCAGUGAUGCACGGCCGGCUGAACAACAUCCGGGUCCUCCUCACAGAGUGCAAUGUAGAUGCAGAAGCCUUUAAUAUCAGAGGCCAGUCACCAAUGCAUAUUUUGGGACAAUAUGGGAAAGAUAAUGCAGCAGCCAUCUGUGACCUCUUCUUGGAGUGUAUGCCAGAAUACCCUCUAGACAAACCUGAUGCUGAAGGAAACACAGUGCUCCUCUUGGCUUACAUGAAGGGAAAUGCUAACUUGUGUCGUGCAAUAGUGAGAGCAGGGGCUCGCCUGGGAGUUAACAAUAACCAAGGAGUCAAUAUCUUCAACUAUCAAGUGGCUACAAAGCAGCUUCUCUUUAGAUUGCUGGAUAUGCUGACAAAAGAACCUCCCUGGUGUGAUGGCUCCAACUGCUAUGAGUGUGCUGCCAAAUUUGGAGUCACGACAAGAAAGCAUCACUGCCGACACUGUGGACGCCUGCUCUGCCAUAAGUGCUCAACAAAGGAGAUUCCUAUCAUAAAAUUUGAUCUGAACAAGCCAGUUCGAGUUUGCAACAUCUGCUUUGAUGUCCUGACUCUGGGAGGAGUCUCCUAGUAUGCUGUGGAAGUAAAGGGAUUCCCAGUCAGUGCUCCUGACAGCAGCUCUGCUUACAAGCCCUCUGGAUAGGGAAGAGGGGGCUUACACAUGUCUUCUGCAAUAGACUGAACUAAUUAAGGACCCUGUUAUGAUAUACUCUGGUAUAAAUGAUUUUGUAUGACUGUAAAUGUAUCAGGCUGCGAUAGACUUCACUAGGAAUCAGAGUGGAUUGUUGGAACCAAGUGACAAAAGAAUUGAGACCCUCUUCUAGUUGCAGUGGGGUAUGGAAGCUGAAAUUUGUACUGAUUGAAUCUGCAUAAAACAGGUCUGUCCUCAACAUGGUGCUUUGCACUGAGCAACUCUAUUAAGUCCUGUGGCUUUCAGGCUGCUUAGUAGAGGUGGUAUUAAGUUUCAGGGUAACCAGGUAUCUUUCUUUGCUUUGUCUUAAAGAUAAAUGUUCCCCUUCUCUAGAGAAGACUUUUUGUGAAGCUAAACUGAGCUGUUGCAACCACUGUUCAAGAAACUCUUCAGACCUGGAGGUAGUUCUAAGUAUAGCUCAAGAAUUGUGGCCUUACAACAGAAAGCUUUACAACAUCUGAUGCAAAGCAGUCAGAAUUGCAGAUCCACAUCUUGAUACCUCCUCAGCAAAGGACUCGUUAGCUUUAGCAUGUUCAAGAGAAGUGCAAGAUUGUUUUAGGAAAAUGCUCUUGCUCAUACCUGCUGGAACUGUCAGUCUUCAUUGCACUUUCAUAUUUAUGUUGCUGGUCCUUGCAGUCCAUGGCACUUGUACAAAUGACCAUGAGUUUGCUGAAAGGCUGAGCAUGUGCUAAAGGAGAAACACUAAAAGUGGUGGAGUCUAACUCCCAGUACAGCAAUAAAUGCUGAAGUGCAUUAGGAGUCCCAGGAGGGACAGAAACACUUUCCUGGGGCUUGAGGGGCCUGGUAACUGCUGUGGGAGAGUCAGAAACCCUGCCAAGUGUAGAAUGUGCUGCACCUCUAGACACUAAACCUGGGCCCAUUUUCAGCAGGAUUGCUGGGGAGUGGGAGUGUACAUGGAGGCUUCCUGUUAGGAGUAAGCUGCAGGGUUUUAAUCUAGGCUGGUUGUACUCUCUUCAACAUGCUGAGUCUGUGGAAACCUACCACCACAUAGUCUGGGUAAGCAGGAAAGUACUUGACUGGCAGACCAGCUUGUGAUUUGGUGGGCAAAGGCUUCAGUUAGAAAAAUGGGUACUUAAGCAAAAC
This is a messenger RNA of Melozone crissalis (California towhee), 4851 nucleotides long. RefSeq names its product ankyrin repeat and FYVE domain containing 1 (gene ANKFY1). Gene Ontology annotation, biological process: Golgi to lysosome transport; retrograde transport, endosome to Golgi. Lineage: Eukaryota; Metazoa; Chordata; Aves; Passeriformes; Passerellidae. Gene Ontology annotation, molecular function: metal ion binding; small GTPase binding. Gene Ontology annotation, cellular component: endosome membrane. The coding region runs from base 118 to 3627 and encodes 1169 amino acids. The transcript is spliced from 25 exons. The record is from RefSeq and is a predicted model, not a curated record.